Molecule: messenger RNA, 2018 nt
Organism: Rubroshorea leprosula
Lineage: Eukaryota; Viridiplantae; Streptophyta; Magnoliopsida; Malvales; Dipterocarpaceae
Source: the annotation of a GenBank genome assembly
AGUUGUUAAGUGACAUAAGGAAAGGGAAAGAAAAAAGAAAGAGACUUGGAGAUAUGGUUGGGAGUCAAUGUGGGUCACAAACAUUUGUUGAAGAAGAUCAUGAAAUUGAAGAGAUCCCUCAAUCUCAAUCACAUGUAGCACAACAAAAAAGGAAUAGUAAUUCCUAUUUUGUACCAAGGACAACUCCUAGAGCACAGAAAAGUAUUAAAAGUGCUUUGCAAUCAAAAGAAAAACAAGAAGCUGCUAGGAUGGCUAUUGCUAGAUGGUGGUAUGAUGCUAAUGUGCCUUUCCAUGCUGCACGAUCAAAAUAUUAUUUGCCAAUGUGGGAUGCUAUCACAUCUAUGGGACCAGGUUUCAAGGGACCAAGUUAUCAGGAUUUGAGGGGUCCUCUCUUAAAAUGUGCAGUAAAGGAGGUUAAUGAAUGGCUUUUAUCCUUGAAGUCAACAUGGAGUACUAAUGGUUGUUCAAUUAUGGCUGAUGGAUGGACAAAUCAAAGACAACAACCAAUAAUCAAUUUUCUUGUUUAUUGUCCUAGAGGAAGUAUGUUUUUGAAGUCCAUUGACACUUUUGGUUUGACAGAGGAUGUUGAAAUAUUGGAGAGGAUGUUUGAUGAAGUGGUGAAAGAAGUAAGAGUGGAGAAUGUUGUACAAUUUAUAACAGACAAUGAUGCCUCAUAUAAAGCUGUUGGGAAAAGGUUGGAAGCAAAGUACAACACAUUUUUUUGGUCUCCUUGUGCUGCCCAUUGUAUUGACUUGAUGUUAGAAAAUUUUUCUGAUGCAAGAUACUUUCCUAUGAUUGAUACUACUAUAGGAAAGGCAAGAAAAGUCACAAAGUUCAUAUAUAAUCAUUCAUGGGUGCUAGCAUUAAUGAGGAGAGACUACAGAAAUGGGAGAGAUUUGUGUCGUCCUGCUGUUCCGAGAUUUGCUACUCACUUUUUGAGCAUCCAAUGUUUGUUGAAAUUUAAGAAGGAACUUAGAAAAAUGUUUACAAGUGAUGCAUGGGUUGGUUCUCGGUAUGCAAGAAGCAGUGUUGGGAAAGGAAUAUGUGAAAUUAUCUUGGAAGAUAAAGAAUUUUGGUCUAAUUGCAUAGUAGUUGUCAAAAUCAGUGAACCCUUGGUGAGAGUGCUUCGACUAGUGGAUAAUGAAGAGAAGCCAAGCAUGGGCUACUUGUAUGAGGCAAUUGAUAAGGCAAAGGAGACAAUAAAAAAGAAUUUUAAUAAUAGGUUGUCUCACUACAUGCCUUACAUUAAUGUGAUUGAUGCUAGAUUGGAUAACUUCAACAAACAAAUUACUGUUACGAGAGGUUUGCUUAAUACUUUAACAACAUUGAUACCGGAUAAGGAUAAGCAAGAUCUUAUUAGUUCACAACUUAAGGAGUAUAAAAAAGCUACAGGGACCUUUGGCAUGAGUUUGGCUAUUCGUCAAAGAGAAAAGUUAAAUCCAGUUGCAUGGUGGGAUCAAUUUGGAACAGAUGCACCCGAAUUGCAAAAGUUUGCAAUUCGAGUGCUUAGCCAAUGCAUAAGUGCAACUGGAUGUGAAAGGAAUUGGAGUGCUUUUGAUUUUAUUCAUUCUAAGAAGAGGAAUAGGCUAGAGCAUGAAAGGGGCAAAGAAGCAAUGGAUCCUUUUAGUCUUGACAAUAUUGACAUAUUAGUUGAUUGGGUGGCUGAGGAGCCAACUCUUCUUGAUAAAGAUGAUUAUGAUGUAGAUUGGGCAGCAAUUGAUGAGUCUUUGCCAAAUCAAAUCCUUGAUGAUACUGAUAGUAUUGUUUAUGAUGAGGAAGAUGUCCCACAAGUUCCUCUUGAAAAUGAAAGUGAACAACUUUGGACUGGAGUUGGUGGAGUUACAGGUUAUGGAAUUCCUCCAGAUGAGUAUCCUUAUAAUUAUUUACAAGAUCAUUAAUUUUGUUGUUUAUUUAUAAUUGUCACUUGACAGAAACAAUUGAAGAACUCUUGUGAUGAACCAUUAGGUAUCUGUUUCAUCAUUCAAUCUUUUUAACUUUUAUAAAUUGAAUGUGAUUUG